ACUGUCUGGACAUCAUGGUGAUGUGUCUGCAGCUAAUGGAGGGUUGAUGGGGAUUUUGGGAAAAUGGCAAACCGUCUGCCAGUUUGAUACAUUGGCAUUAAUUGUGGAGUUUUUGGUAGCUGAUGUGCCUUCCCAGGAUAUUCUUUUGGGUUUUGACUUUUUGAGUAAAUAUGGUGCCGUUGUGGAUUUUGGGAAAAAGGAGUGUCGAAUAAUGGGUAAAAUGUUUCCCCUGAUUGUUUCGGCAGAUAUGGAUAAGCCCCAGACUGUCUUCGUCUUGGAAGACACUUUAAUCCCCCCACGUAGUGAGGCAAUCAUUGCCGGAAAGGUGGAGAAUUCCUUGGUGGCCGGUUGUGAGGAGGUAAUCAACCAAGAGGGUGCAGAGAGGCCACGGGUAACUGGCAUUCCACCUAAAGAGACCGGGCUGCAGACUUCAAUUGCUGCAGAGGGUCGAGAGAGGGAGGUGGUAGUGCCAGGGGCCAGAUCCGAAGUACCCCCAGUCACAAGCGAGGUAUCAGGAAGCGGUGAUGCCUUAAUGGGAUCACAAUGGCAAAGAGGCCGGUCAGCUCGGGACACACAGAACCAAGGUGGUCAAGAAUCUUCAUAUACUGGGGAGAUGCAAACAUCCAUGACUAGCCAUUCUGCAAUGACCGGGGAGGCCAAGCAAGGUCCCGGUGCCUAUAACGUGUUUGAUUAUGGCCUGGCUCAGGAGAGUUUGAAGAAAGCCUGUCUGAGGAGCAGAAGGAAGGGCGCCUUUGGCUCUGUUGCACCACGCCGCCCUUUUCUCCCCAGCAAAGAGGAAAUGAGCACCCCGGGGCCGGCUCAGUACAAGGUGGAGAAGACAAAUGAAGCAUUAUAUAAGAAACAGAGUACAGCUGCUUUUAAAUCUGCCACUGAAAGACUUGUGGGUUCACUGUUCGCCAAAGAGACUCCUCCGCCAGGCUCAUAUAACGUGAGCGAAUCUUUCGAGAAGACCCACGGUCUCCAUCACUACAGCAAGCCACGGAGUGAGAAAGCACGCAAGCGACAGAGCUGUUUCCUGUCUGCCGCCCCCAGAGACCCUGCCUUCCUACAAUACGACCCUGAUACACCAGGUCCUGCUCAUUACAGUCCAGAUGUUAAGUCUGACCCUCAACUUGCGCUGAUGGUCUCAAAAGAAGACCGCUUUAAAAGCCCUAAAGACAUGACACCUGGACCCACAGCAUAUGAGUUGAGUCCAGUCAUCAUGGACACCGUUCUGAAAGGCACCUUCAAUGUGACGCUCCAUGAUCCUUUGGUGUCCAGCACAAGAUCUUUAUCUUCACGCAAGUCUUUGAGAAAACCCCCUGCCCACAGCAGUGCCUAACUCAGGUCAAAGGUCACACACUUUCAAAAAGACCUUGGCUAAGCCUCUCCUAUUAAACACAUGCUUCCCAGGAGUUCCUGACACACACACACACACACACACACACACGCCUCUUUAUGGGUGAUAUAUUUCCUCAUUGCUCACAGAGAAUAAAUCAGGAUUCUUUAA
Messenger RNA from Pimephales promelas (fathead minnow), 1510 nucleotides. Lineage: Eukaryota; Metazoa; Chordata; Actinopteri; Cypriniformes; Leuciscidae. The record is from RefSeq and is a predicted model, not a curated record.